This is a messenger RNA of Orbicella faveolata, 2677 nucleotides long. RefSeq lists its product as uncharacterized. NCBI's taxonomy places the organism in Eukaryota, Metazoa, Cnidaria, Anthozoa, Scleractinia, Merulinidae. The record is from RefSeq and is a predicted model, not a curated record.
CUUUCUGUCAAAAAAAAAAACAAAUAUCCCCAUUUGCAACCUCUAAAGUGAGGCACUGCGCGCGUCUUACGAAAAAGAAUACGGUUGGGAAGACCAAAGCAAAACUCUCAUUAGUAAGAUGAUCAGUUUGACUCAAGGUAGGAAUUUUUUCAGUGUCAACUUCUGUUAGUAAUAAUAGAAUGUCUACUCAUACAACAACAGAGUAAUUUUCUUAAUAUUUUAGCUCAUCUGGUAGGAGGUUUGGAAUUCUCCGAAAGCAAAGCUUUGUACUUGCCUGUUAUCCUUGGAAAUAAUUAUAGAGUAGAAAACAACGUUUGAUGCUCGGCUUUUUUAUCUCAGAAAAAGAUAACCUAGGAAAGCUUUUGGGAAAUUGUAUGGUAUAUACAAAAUUGUGUGAGAAUUAUCGCUGCCAGUAUAGUCCCCUUAAAUAAUCGGUGAAGCAACUAAAUAUGAGUGAAAUGUAGUUUUGAUACUGGAAUGACAAAUAUGUGUUCAUGUUUUCUUUUGGUAGAUUCUCCUAUAACUUGCCAGAGCUCAACAAGAAGAACACUACUGACUCAACAAACGGAAGUCAUGACUUGGCGUCUUUCAGGUACCGUACCCAUCGUAAUAAAAAUAGACAGUGUUACAUUUCAAAAGGCAAGAAGCAGGGAUCCUGUGCAACAAGAGGAAGCCAAGCGGCUUAUAAUGAGGGAGAUGACAAAAUGCUUUCUUGAGACACAUGCAUCUCAAGUCCCGGUUGAGAACUACCCUCUUUGCCUUGAUUACUAUUUAAAAGGAGUUCUCGACUUAAUAGUAAGAGAGGCAAUCGAGGGAAGUUUGCUGAUAAAAGUGGAGUGCAGGACUCUGGAAAUUCUCGAACGUCUGUGGGCAGACUACCGUUCUGGGAACUUGAAUGCAGAAGCCGAAGAACGCCUUUUGACAGAUGACAUAAAGAAACGAUUUAAUGUGGAAUCCAUUAAGCUGGAAACAACAAUUUUGGAAAAAGAUUACUUAGCUUGCAAACUGUUCCUAAUGGACAAGUCAAAAGUGAACCAGUACUCAUCAUUGAAAGAAGAUGAAUCACUGCCCCACGACCAUACUGACCAAGCCGCUGAUGAGACUCAGACUCAAACCGCUGAAAAGGCUGAACCAAUGACAGUGCGCUUUGCAGUUAAUUACAGAGGCAACGUUCAAUACAAACAGUCAGAUAAUGGUGUUCACGAAGAAGAAGAAGAAGAAGAAGAAGAAGAAGAAGAAGAAGAAGAAGAAGGAAAAGAAAGUCAACAACUACUGUCUGAAGAAGAAACAAGUGAUGUUCCAGUUGAUGAACUACCUCAGUACUUUCAGCAUCUAAAACUAAUUCACGACUCAACGCCAACAGAAGGAAGUGAGAAUAGUUUACGGUUAGCAGUGAAGUGCAACAAUCUAGAAGGACUGGAACGCCUGUGGGAAGACUAUCGUUCUGGGCGCUUAAAUAAAAUAGCGGAGAAAUACCUCGUGACAGAUGAAAUUAAGAGGAGAUUUCAUGUGGAGUCUGUAAAUUUAGCAACAGCUAUUCAAGAAGAAGAUUACUUGGCAUGCAAAGAGUUUCUGUCGAGCAAACCAAAAAGCAAUGCUAGCUCACCCGUAAAGGCUACUAGGGAAACUUCGACUCAAACUUCUACGGAAACGCAGACCCAGAUUGCUGUCAAACGUGGCCCUCUGACUUUAGACGAAAUUCAGAUUCAACCUGCUGAGGAAUGCCAGGGUCAGAUGGUUGACGAAAGUGAGAUCUUCGUUUCAGGGAAUACUCACAUUCCAUCUACGAACGAAACUCGUACUUUGACUGUGGAAGGCACAGAGACCCAAGUUACUUCAGAAGCUCAGACUCCAUCGGCUGAGAAAACUAGGACGAGGACUGGGGAAGCUACAGAAACUGGGACAAGAGCUGCGGAAGCUAGAGGAACUCAAGCUACUGGCGUGAGCCAGAUUCCAUCUGCUGGAAAAACUCAGACCCAGGCUACUACUGAAAGUACGAACCUUGCUAGAGACGAAACUCAGAUUCAACCUUCCGCAGAAACCUACACCCUUACAAAGACUGCUGGGAACGAGUACACCCUGGCUACAGAAGAUUUUUAUGUCGAAUUUCCCGAGACAAACGGGACUAAAACUACGGAAGAAAGUAAGCCCUCAAUUUUGAAAGGUAAAGAUAUUUCUUUUUAUUAGAUUAAGAAAAAAUUACCAUUUAUUAUCGACCUUGUUACCAGCGUCAAAGGAAUCGUUUUCUCCUCAUUUUGAGUGUGCGUUCAAUAACACGUACACGAACUCAAAAAGUGGUUGCGUUUUUCGCUGCCAUCCUAGGGCACCUUUCAGAUAACGGACUCAAAAGGUAACGUUUGGCAAAUUUCGAUCCAUUUUGGUGUUUGUUUUUAAGGUUUGAUUAAAGUCGUCGUAAUUACGAUAAACGGGCAGCGAGAAGUGCAACCGUUAGUUAAGUUUGGAACUUCGGGGUUCGCGAUUUUUUGAAAGGGUUGUCUACUCCCGUAAUUUAAGUUUCAAUAGCGAAAAUACAUCAGACAAUCAAUACUUUGCCGGUUUUUAUCAAAUUGUCUCGGACCCACUAAAAAUUCUCCGUUGUAAGAUUUGAUUAAAAAAGAUCUCUCAUGCUUAAUAUAUUACAUAACUAUCAUAGCAUAUACUAUAAUAACUCAGUCAG